CUUCCCCGGAUUUUGCUGUCGUUGCAACUCGUAUACUAUACCAGCAACGUUGAUUUAUCACGCGUCCUGUUACAUUAGUGACCUCUUUCGUGCUGCGCUUGGCGGCCAAGACCACUGACAAACUUCGAAACUUUGCACGCUCGGGAUAUCCGCACUCGCAGACAUGACAAAGGACUGGGAUGUAGUUCAAGAUGAGAUCAAAGAGCUUUCCUUCAAUCAAAAGAAACCUUUGGAGGAAGUCAAAGAGCUGAUGGAGCGCAAGUACAAGUUCAGGGCGUCGACUCGAGCGUAUCGCAUGAAGCUCAAAGAAUGGGGCCUCAUGCGACACAAAGGUCGAAAACCUCGGCUCGAUCACAAAAGUGACAGUAAUCUUGGACGUGGCCGCGAUAUUGGUGAUGAAGAGUCGCCAGCACUGUCAGCUGAGCCUAUGUCUGUUGAUACCGAAUCAGUCACGCAUCGCACAAACCCCGGUGAAUGGCAAGCCAUGAGUAGUGCAGGACUCACGUAUACACAGCCUCCUUUCACUGGGUCGGCCACACAGACGCCAACGUAUGUGUCUGGUGCAAAUUUGUACUCCACGACUGACAGUGAUAUUAGCUUAGUGCCUUCUAUUGAGAUCCCAGCGUGGGUGGAAGAUCCACCUACCGCAUCUAAAGUAACACAAGAUAUGAUCGCGUUCGUUCUGGACAACGAGUGCGCCAAGCUAGAAAAGCUCCUGAUGGAGCACAUGAGCGAGGUGAAUGAUCCUAUCGGUAUGCCUUUUGAGGCCCCUAACAGCCGUUUCGCCAAUCAUCCAGUCCUCACGAAAAUGGACAUCAUGCAACAUCCCCAUCAGACGUUGCUAGACAUCGCAAGUGCAAUGCCGAACGGACCGGUCGUGUGGGUGCUUCUCUCAUAUGGCGCCAAAGGCUCAACGCAUCCAUCAGGUGUUGAUUUAGCCUUGCACAAUGCCAUAAGAAACGACCGGGCCUAUACCGUGCAGGCACUUCUUAUACCUGGUCGAUCCGAAGUUAACGGCCUUCCUAAUCAAAGUUGGAAGCCGCUGCUGCAAGCCGUCGCUUGGGCCGGGCCCAACCUUGUAAGCAUACUGAUCAAGCGUGGGGCCAGAGUGAACGAUGCUGGGCUAUCUCCUGCCAGUCCAGGUAUUCAUACGGCUCUACAAAUUUGCCUGGAACUUCGAGCUCGCGAGUACGGUGACGAAGUUGUCCGGGACAAGUGCAACAAGAAUCUGAAAUUAUUGCUGGACGCAGGGGCCAGCAUCCAUGCUUCACCACCUGAGGGAUCCAGUGCCUUUUCUUUUGAGAAAUUUAUAGAGCCUUGGCACGACUUUGAUCACUGGAAUAUGAGACUAAGUUGGGAAGAGAUGGAAUGCCUUGGAAAGUUUGUUGAGAAGGGCGCUGAUCUCUCGGCGAAGUUCUUUGGCAGUCCAUGUGCAGCUGAAUCAAGCAACACAUUUCUUCACCAAGCCAUCUGGCAUUCACCUCCAUGCAUAUCGCGACAAGUACUUCACAGAUAUCGCCAAGAAACCUGUAACAGUGGGGUAUCGAUGCUACAUGAGGUGGUCGGAGUUUGUCCAGUCGCAAAGAGGCAUUAUGCAGGGGCGUUGGAGGAUGUUGAGACUCUGUUGAGUCGAGGCGUCGACCCUAAUGGGCUCAACAGCCAAGGUAUGACGCCGUUGAGAGCAUGCAUUGAACAGGCCUCAGAUGGAGAUGUGCUCGCCUUGGCGCAGAAGCUGCUCGAUGCAGGUGCGGAUCCUGAAUACGAGCAUGUUGACGGGGUCCGGUCAUACGUUGCUGCUGCACUUACUCUAGCAGAACCUACUUGCACCGAGGUCCUUCAAGCUAUGCUCAGAAAGAUGCAAGGACAUUCCACCAGGUCCGAGGACGGUAGAACCUAUAGGUGGGAGGCCGGCCUGUUUCCAAUACCCGAACGUCCAGACUACCAACAAUUGUUGUCAUGUACAAAGCUUGAAGGUGACCUUCAGCUCUCAAUUCGUGAGAUGGCACCAAUUGAUGUCCAUUCAAAGUUACAACGUGCAUACUUUGCCGUUAUCAGUAGCCGUCUUUUGGACAACGUCGCAAGGAGUACCGUGUCGAAUAAAGUGAGUGAGAGCGACAGGUGGAACCUCAUGCUUAGUCUAUCUUUGCGAAAGGCAGCCGGCCUGCCCAACUACCAAUUCGACCAAGCUCUGGUCGUAGCUUUACUUGACUUUCCUAAUAUCGACGUCAGAAGACUUGACUCUAUCACCGCCACCACACCGCAAACGGCUGUCGGCAAAAAUACCGAGGACAUCACUCCACGCACAACACCGCUGACUGAUUCAUCGCGAAUAGUCACCCCGGUAGCCUACCCACCAUUUCAAUUGAACACAAGAAGUCCCUCCAUGUCAUCCCAGCUUCCAUCCGCAUCCGGCUCAGUGCAUGCCUCAGAUACCAGCAACGAUGCAUUUGUGGGCGAUACCACCCAAAUUCGUUGGCCCGACCCAGAAUCCCAGCGCAGACCUAUACACACUGCCCCAUAUGUGCUCAAACACAAGUGCUCUGUGUGCGCGGACGACCGACUUCUUACAAACGCCGAAUUGCACAAGCACGAAGUUGAGCAUGAGCAUACUGCAGGAUGUGAUGGGGUUGGGUGCGCAAGACGCUUCUGCAAAGAAACGCGGAGGCGGAAGACCAAAGACGUGGGAUUUCAAGAACAUAUAUCUGAUGGGAAUGUCUAGUGACAUCAACUCCAUGACCACAGUUAUGUUUUCAGGACACAUGUUCGCCUUGCAACCUAGAUU
Boeremia exigua is the source of this 2782-nucleotide messenger RNA. RefSeq lists its product as uncharacterized. Gene Ontology annotation, cellular component: nucleus; cytoplasm. Lineage: Eukaryota; Fungi; Ascomycota; Dothideomycetes; Pleosporales; Didymellaceae. The coding region runs from base 164 to 2719 and encodes 851 amino acids. Gene Ontology annotation, molecular function: protein binding. The transcript is spliced from 2 exons. The record is from RefSeq and is a predicted model, not a curated record.